AUUUAUUAUGAAUACUAGAAUGUGUGAAAAUUAGAGUGUUAAAAUAAGAUUGAAAUAUUGUUUUACAAUUGAAUUAAUUCACAAAGAGAGAUUCAAGUGUUGUUUUUUAAUAUUAAUAAUAAAUAAAAUUUUGAUUAGAUGAGCAUAGAUAUUGAAGGUUAAGAAAUAGAUGAAAAGCAGGAAAUUCCAAUAUAUCCACUUAUUUAGCCAGAUCAAUAUAUAAUAGAAGUCAGAAAUGUUCAUAAAACUUACUUAUUGGGAUUAGAGGGUGUUACUGCAUUAAGAGGUUGUAAUAUGGUAUAAAUAAAUUAGGAGUAUCUUUUAAUGUUUAAGAGAGAGAGUUUAUAACAAUUUUAGGUACAUCAGGAUGUGGCAAGACUACAUUACUAAAUCUAUUAGGUAGUAUAGAUUUACCUACAAAAGUAUAAUCCAUAAUCCUAAUCUAAAAUAGGGUGAUGUAAGAAUUUGUGGUCAAAGAAUAAGAGCCUCUACAGAAGAUAAAUUCCUUGCAUCACUUAGAUUAUCAUCUUUGGGAUUUGUUUUCCAAACUUUUAAUUUAAUAACAUCAUUGACAGCAUUAGAGAAUGUGGAAUUACCUAUGAUCCUUAAAGGAACAUUAAGUAAAGCUGAAAUUCGAAAUAAUGCCAUGUAAUUAUUAGAAUAAGUUGGAUUAAGUGGAAGAUUAAAUCAUUAUCCAAAUUAAUUAUCAGGAGGAGGUAAACAUUUAUUUAUUAAGUUUUAGAAUAAUAAAGAGUUACAAUUGCAAGAGCAUUAGCUAAUAACCCAUCUAUUUUAUUAUUAGAUGAACCAACUGGAGAUCUAGAUACUAAAAAUUCAGAUUUAAUAAUGAAAAUUAUAAUUGAUUUGAACAUUGAAAAAGGUAUUACAAUCAUUAUGGUUACUCAUGAUACCAAUUUAAAAAACUAUGCUACUAGAACUAUUAGAAUGUUAGAUGGUAAAGUUGCUAAUGAUGAAGUAAUAAUACUGUACUAUUUUCAUUUUAGAGAAAUGAUGCAUAAAACAGAAAAAAACAUAUUGAAGAUUUAGCCAAUGUUGUAAGAUAAUAUUAAAAUGUCAAUUUUGGAGUUCGUCCUGGAACUUUAAAUGAGAAUAUAUAAGGGUAUUAUAUUUUAUUUAAUAUUUUACAUAGUGUUUCAAAAACAGAAAAAAGAUAACCCAAUAAUUAUAAAGUAUUAAACCAUCUUUAUACUCCUAAUAAUAUAUUAAAUAAUCGACUAGAAUUACAAACAUAAAUUUAAUAAUUCAAUACACCUAAUUAAACAGCUAAUCCAAAUCUAUUUAUUUAAAAUAAAGAAUCAGUUUAGGAAUGA
Paramecium sonneborni is the source of this 1331-nucleotide messenger RNA. The record is from the annotation of a GenBank genome assembly. Lineage: Eukaryota; Ciliophora; Oligohymenophorea; Peniculida; Parameciidae.